Molecule: messenger RNA, 3544 nt
Organism: Leguminivora glycinivorella
Lineage: Eukaryota; Metazoa; Arthropoda; Insecta; Lepidoptera; Tortricidae
Exons: 8
Coding region: 1-2895 (964 amino acids)
Molecular function (GO): histone methyltransferase activity; protein binding
Source: RefSeq, a predicted model, not a curated record
AUGAAUGAUAUGGCGGAGAUGAAUGAAUGCUGGAAUGAAAUGGCUGUAAGUUUAAGAAGUGUGGCGAAGGACGUACUUGGUGAAACGAGGGGGAAAGGAAAGAUUGAUAGAGAUACAUGGUGGUGGAAUGAUGAUGUGCAAAUGACUCUGAAAGAAAAGAAGAAUGCUUUUAAAGAAUGGAAAAGUGUGGAAGUGGGUAAUGAUAGAGAAAAGGAAAACAAGAGGUCAGCUUAUUUAAUAAGUAAAAAGAAGGCCAAGAAAGCAGUCGCAAUAGCAAGGGCCAAGGUCCAAGAUAAGCUUUACAACCAUUUGGAAAGCCCACAAGGCCAAAAAGACCUUUAUAGAAUAGCAAGAGAGCGGGAGCGGAAUGCAAGAGAUAUCAAUCACAUGAAAUGUAUGAAAGAUGAAGCAGGAAAGAUUUUGACAGAUGACAAGAGCAUAAGAGAACGCUGGAAGAACUAUUUCAAUAAACUUAUGAAUGAAGAGAAUGACUGGACAGGCGUGCUAGAAAACGCUAGAAGUAACAUCGGUAUGGUGAAAGAGAUUACUGUAGAAGAAGUAAGGAUGGCAGUGCAAGGUAUGAAGAAUGGAAAAGCGGUUGGGCCAGACGAUAUACCUGUGGAAGUAAGGAUGAUUCUGAAAGCGGAUGGUUGGAAGUGGCUGACUUUAUUCUUCAAUAAGUUGUUGCAAGAAGAGGCGAUCCCUGAUGAAUGGUGUAACAGUGCUUUGGUGCCCAUUUUUAAGAAUAAGGGUGAUGUACAGGAUUGCAACAACUACCGGGGAAUAAAGCUCAUGUCACAUAGUAUGAAGAUAUGGGAAAGAGUGGUAGCGAGACGAAUAAGAGAAGAGAGUGAAAUAACACAGAACCAAUUUGGGUUUAUGCCGGGCCGGGGAACCACGGACGCCAUAUUUGCACUUCGCCAACUAUGCGAAAAAUACAGAAAAGCAAAAAAGAACUUGCACAUGGUGUUCGUGGAUCUGGAAAAGGCAUACGAUAGAGUUCCUCGUAAGGUUCUGUGGUGGUGUAUGAGAGAGAAGGGAGUGCCAGAGAAGUAUGUGCGGCUUGUUCAGGCGAUGUAUGAUAGAGCUAGUACUCACGUCAGGUCUGAAGCUGGAGUCACCGACAAGUUCAAUGUGGCGGUAGGUCUACACCAGGGGUCGGCUUUAAGUCCUUAUUUGUUCCUCCUGGUUAUGGAUGCUCUGACAUCGGACAUACAGGAGGAAGCACCCUGGUGUAUGCUGUUCGCCGAUGACAUUGUUCUUGUUGGGGAAAAUGCACUUGAGGUCCAGAGCAGACUGGGAAAAUGGCAAGAAAGACUGGAAAGUUAUAGUCCGGUACGCCCGUCUGUUACAGUUUGCUCAAGCUGCGGAGACUACGUGUAUGAGUACUGCUCAGUCCACGGGCGGCUGCUGGUCAUUCCCGACGAUGAGGUGCCGACCGGGCCGGGGUCGGGUCUGGUCCCGCGCGCCGCGCUCACUAUACCGAGCGCCUUCCUGCAUCUCGCGCCUUCUACAAUACCAGGUGCAGGUAUAGGAGUGUUCAGCACGCUGGCGCUGCCCGCAGGGCUUCGCUUCGGGCCUUACUGCGGACUGCGAACCCACGCCGUGAACUCGGCCUACUGCUGGCAGAUUUUCGACCGCUAUCGCAAGCCCUCGCACGUCCUAGACGCUCGUGACGAGAACAAGUCAAACUGGAUGCGUUACGUCAACUGCUCACGACACUACAGCGAGCAGAACCUCGUCGCCUUCCAGUACCGGGGCCAGCUGUACUACAGGACGAUAAAAGACAUCCCUCGCUCAACGGAGCUGCUGGUGUUCUACGGCAGCGAGUUUGCGAGCGAGCUCCAUGUGGAUCUUCGCCAGUACCACGCGCCCUUCACGCAGACACUAGUAAAAUGUGAAGUUGAAAACUGUGAAGAUACUAAAACACGAUAUGAAGAGAAGUUUGUCACUAAGACUGAGGAUAAUAAAGAAAAUGUAAUGCACACUGGAAACCACCUGGAACUUGUGCAGACACAUGAUUUGAAAGAGUGUGAAAAUGAUGUUCAAAAGCUGGAACUGCUGGAGGAACAAAUUUAUCCUGAGAGUAACGAAUCCUCGGAGAGUAAAAUAUUAAAAAUAUGUAAUUUGAUGCCUCGGGAGAUUCAGGAGCAUGUCAAUAUUAGUGUGAAUAUAAAUGAGAAUAUUAGUCAAAAUGGAAAUGAGAAUAUUAGUCAAAAUGAAAAUGAAAAUAUUAGUCUAAAUGAAAAUGAGAAUAUUAGUUGGAAUGAAAAUGAGAAAAUUAGUCGAAAUGAAAAUGAGAAUAUUAGUCGGAAUGAAAAUGAGAAUAUUAGUAGAAAUGAAAAUGAGAAUAUUAGUCGAAAUGAAAAUGAGAAUAUUAGUCAAAAUGAAAAUAGUGUAAAUGAAAUGGAAAAUGAUAACUAUAGUAAUAGUAGGCAAAUAUUUGAUGAAACCUCCACUUUGAAUAAAGCAACACCUAGUAAUGUUAAAAAAUUAGCAACAAAUAAAGUUAAAACAUAUGCAUGCCCAAUCUGUGAUGCCGCAUUUUCUACAAAAUGGGAAUUCGUAAACCAUGAUAUUAAAGUUCAUAAUUCAAAGAAAAAUUACAAAGCUUGUAACAUAUGUGAUUAUAAGACUGAAUGGAAUAGUCAUCUUAAGGCCCAUAUGGAAACCCACACCACAAUUAAGUAUAAAUGUGACGUAUGUGGCUAUGAAACUCCGUACAUCAGCUACUUAGAAAGACAUUCAAGAACUCAUAAAUCUACUUGUAAGAUCUGCAAAGAAAUGUUAGAUGGGCCCAAAAAGUUACGGGCACACAUGAAAGUACAUAAAAAGGAGAAAACGACUUGUGGGAACAUUUUUAAAGAUCCGUCUUGUGUAACAAAUCACAUGUGAGUACAUAAUCAAGAUAGGCCGUACAAAUGUGAGAUUUGUAGAUAUGGUUUUGUAAGGAAAGAUCAUUUGACACGCCACAUGAAAGUACAUGCGAAUAAAAAACCUGCUGAUGUUCAAACACAAACUUCUUAAGGAACAUACUAAGGCUGGUUUUAGUGUCCGGUGUCCGAACUAAUAUGUAUUAACAUCAGGGAGCGUUUUAGAGUAAAAGGGACAGGUCCGCCCGAACGACAACUCCGACGUCAUACAAAUUGGUCGCAAGGAAACUCUGCGCGGUCAGGCCACUUGACACUAAAGCCAGCCUAAAUAGCCGAGGCCACACAGCGCGAGGUAAUGGGCAUAAGUCCAAUAUAGACAUGCCCUGCCCGAGGCAGGUUGCUCGGCGGAAAUUGCCUUGCGGUGUGCCUCGCUCUGUGUGGACACAACUAAUGACAUACUUUUUGAGCAUGCUGACUAAAAGAUUGAAAUUAAUUUAAAAAUUAUUUAGUAUGACAAAUUACUAAUGAAUUUAAAAAUAUUUACAAAUGAGCCCAGAUGAAUUAGAAUAGAGACGAUUGAAUUCUGUUUUAUUUAAAGUUUAUUUUGAUUAUGAUGAUUUAUAUUGUUGAUUUUUUUAUGUGAUUAUGAAUUAUUAAUAAUUGUUUGUUGG